AUGCCAUUUCUACCGACUGCGACAACCAGCAAAUCAGACAAGUGCCCUCUGAGAGAUGCCCUCCCUGACCUCCAUGAGUUGUACCAGCCAGGGAACUUCCUCCUUGGUGGGAUUGUUUCUCAGAUCGGCUAUGUGUUUUGUGACCUGGACUUCAGGAAAAACCCUUCACCGGACUUGUUUGAGGUUCCCAAUGUCGUGACAAAGUUGUACCAGCAUGUCCUGGCCUUGGAAUUCGCUAUCAGUGAGGUCAAUGCGAAUACCCAGAUCUUACCCAAUAUCACACUUGGCGUCCACAUCUCUGACAGCUAUUAUGAUGCAAGAGUGACCUAUCGCAGCUCUUUUGACCUUAUCUUCAAGAUACAUCGAAGCUUCCCCAAUUAUAUGUGUGACACUCAUAAAAACCUGAUGGCUGUCAUUGGCGGGCUUUCCUCUGAUACCUCCUUUCAAAUGGCAGACAUCUUUGGUCUUUAUAAAAUUCCACAGGGGGUGCCCCUUUCCUUGUGCAAUGAUUACUGCCCGCCUGGCUAUCACAAGAAGAAGAAGGAAGGGAAGAAAUUCUGCUGCUAUGAUUGUGCUCCUUGUCCACAAGGCAAGAUUUCAAACCAUGUGGAUAUGGAUGACUGUGUUCUAUGUCAGGAAAAUCAGCAUCCAAGCAAGGAUCAAGAUCAAUGUAUUCUCAAAAUGACAAACUUCCUAUCUUAUGAAGAACUUUUAGGGAUCUCUUUGAUUUCUAUUGCUGUGACCUUAUCUAUAAUCACCCUGUUGGUUCUAGGAAUUUUUAUUAAGUACCAAGAUACCCCCAUCGUCAAAGCCAACAACCGAGAUCUCAGCUACACACUUCUGGUCGCCCUUCUGUUCUGUUUCCUCUGCUCUUUGCUUUUCCUUGGAAGACCAAGGAAGUUAACUUGCUGUCUCCAGCAACCUGCUUUUGGCAUCAUCUUCUCAGUGGCUGUUUCUUGUGUGUUGGCCAAAACCAUCACUGUGGUUGCAGCUUUCAUGGCCACCAAACCAGGGACCGACAUGAGAAAGUGGGUGGGGAGAAGACUGAGCAAUUCUAUUGUCCUUUCCUGCUCUCUUAUUCAAACAGGUAUUUGCGUGAUGUGGCUGGGAACUUCCCCCCCUUUCCCAGAUUUAGAUGCACAGUCCUUGACUGAAGAGAUAGUGAUACAAUGCAAUCCAGGGUCUAUCACCAUGUUCUACAUGAUCCUCAGCUACAUGGGACUUCUGUCCAUUCUCAGUUUGACCGUCGCGUUCCUUGCUAGGAAUUUGCCAGACAGUUUCAAUGAGGCCAAGUUCAUCACCUUCAGUAUGCUGAUAUUUUUCAGUGUUUGGUUGUCUUUUGUUCCAACCUACCUGAGCACCAAAGGAAAAUACAUGGUAGCUGUGGAGAUCUUCUCCAUCUUGGCCUCUAGCAGUGGCUUACUAUGCUUUAUCUUUUUCCCAAAAUGUUACAUUAUUCUGCUGAGACCUCAACUGAAUCACAGGAAACAGCUAAUUAGGAGAAAUACUUAG
Molecule: messenger RNA, 1512 nt
Organism: Heteronotia binoei (common prickly gecko)
Lineage: Eukaryota; Metazoa; Chordata; Lepidosauria; Squamata; Gekkonidae
Product: vomeronasal type-2 receptor 26-like
Exons: 4
Coding region: 1-1512 (503 amino acids)
Biological process (GO): G protein-coupled receptor signaling pathway
Cellular component (GO): membrane
Molecular function (GO): G protein-coupled receptor activity
Source: RefSeq, a predicted model, not a curated record